CGAUCUUCCCUGAGUGUGUAUGUGUGUGUGAGCCGCUGAUAACGCAGCUGAUCGGGCGAUUCCAUUUGGUAUUGGUUCUAACUUUUCGAUCUAAGGAAUCCGGGAGCAUAGCAUGGCCAGUAAUUCCAACAAAUCCCAGCAGUCCAACAACCAGGUUACCAGGAUCACCAGCGACAUGGUAAACCAGCUGCAGGCGUCAUCUAAGGAGGUGGAAACCAAGGUGGAAGCGAUCCCCAGUGACCCCAAGUGGCGUUCUCCCCAGCUGAUGAUCGUUUUUGAAGACGGAGAUCUGCAUUCAGCACGCCAGCAGUUACUUCAAUCCCUGCAGAAUCCGUUUGCCGCGGGAUCUGUGGCCACUUUGUUGCUUCAGGAAAGCGUUGCCGAUCAGUUUGUUGGUCUGGUGGCUCAGGAUCUUCGUACGCUGCCCCAGGAAGUGUCCAAGAAUCCAAGUUACAUCAACACGCUGGCCAAGAUCGAUCAGCUGAAGGCUAAGGUGGUCAGAGGAGAAAACCUAAAGGCUGGAGAAUCCCCCCUUUUGGUCUACGAUUGCGUGCACAGCUACCUGGGAACCGGAGCCACAGGAGUAGUGACGCUUCAUACUUUCCGCACUGCCAAGGAAGCCGGAGAUUUGGUCAAAAGGGAUCCCUUGCCUUAUGGCCAGGUUAGCCUAUGGAAUGAGAAACUGUCCUGCGCUUACGAGCUGAUAGCACGACUGCCAUCUGAUGUUGUUGCUAUCAAUUGCUUCAACCCGGAUUUAAGUCCAAUUAAGGAUUCCUUUAGUGCUAAUCGCAAUGAUGUCCUCCUGGAAAAGAACUACCACUACGAAUCCCUUGUGGUCAGCGGCAAACGGAGAAUCAUCGUGUUCCCAGUGGGCACCAUAUUCGCCAAUUAAUAAUGGAGAUCGUCUGGAAUUCGGUUAUCAGGAACGGAACAUAACCAGGUGCUCUUUCAGCAAUACUUUAAAAUACCUCCCAUAAGCAUUUUAUAUGUAGCUAAAGGCUUUUCACACAGUUCAAUUGGAAUUAUAUGCAUGGUAGCAUGGUGGAAACUUUAAAAAUGUCAAACAGUUAUGUUUCCUUAUUACAAGUGUCUUUGUUAUUUUAAAUAUAUUAUGAUAGAACCAUAUGGUAUCUUAAAUAUAAUUCCAAUUGAACUUUAGAGAAGUCUUAAGCCAGAACUGUUUUUAUACUCUCCCAAUAAUUGUCCACUAAAAUCCCUAAA
This is a messenger RNA of Drosophila eugracilis, 1221 nucleotides long. RefSeq lists its product as uncharacterized. The transcript is spliced from 2 exons. The record is from RefSeq and is a predicted model, not a curated record. NCBI's taxonomy places the organism in Eukaryota, Metazoa, Arthropoda, Insecta, Diptera, Drosophilidae. Bases 113 to 892 code for a protein of 259 amino acids. Gene Ontology annotation, molecular function: oxidoreductase activity, acting on the aldehyde or oxo group of donors, NAD or NADP as acceptor.